AUGAGAGCUCCGGACGGGGGCGCGGACAGGGGCCUCCGGUGCCGGGGAUCGGUGUGCCUGCUCUGGCUGCUGCUCUACGUGCCUCCGGCGUGCGCGUCCUACUCGCCCCAGAGCGGAGAAUGCCGAGGCAAAGGCCGCGACUGCACAGACUUGUCCCAGAGGAAGAGCGACCUGCGCGUGUGCGAUGAGUGGAGCUGUCGGUACGGGGGCGUGUGCAGAGACGACGGCGCUCAGCUCAAGUGCGUCUGCCAGUUCCAGUGCGACAAGGACUACAUCCCAGUGUGCGGAUCCAACGGAGACACGUACCAGAACGAGUGCUACAGACGCCAGGCCUCCUGCAAACAGCAACGACUCAUCAGCAAGCUGUCGGACGGGCCCUGCACUCAUGAGCCGGGAUCGGGUUCUGGAGAUGGAGACGACGCCGAGGGCUCCACGCCGGACCUCAGCCGCAAGUUCACCAAAUGUAGCACCUGCAAGUACGGAGCGGAGUGCGAUGAAGACUCUGAAGAUGUGUGGUGCAUCUGUAACAUCGACUGCAGCGGGCACAAUGAGAACCCAGUGUGCGCCACAGACGGGCACUCGUACUCCAACCCCUGCCUGGUGCGAGAGGCCUCCUGCAUGAAGCAAGAGCAGAUCGACGUGCGCCACCUGGGCUUCUGUGCAGCCGACAAAGACAAGAUGGGCAAGAAGGAGGACAACAGCCCCUUCAAAGUCCUGGACACCGGAGUGGACCUAGGAGAGGCGGCUCGUGCUGGGGUGCCCGUGCCUUGCUCCAGCAGCUACGCCGGAUACUGUGUCCAUGGCAACUGUGAGAUGCACUACAACACCGCCACCUGCAGAUGUGACGCGGGGUACAAAGGCCCUCAGUGCACCGAGCCCCAGGACUUUAACGUGCUCUACGUCGUCCCCAGUGGACAGAAACUGCACUACGUCCUGAUCGCCGCCAUCAUCGGAGCCGUGCAGAUCGCCAUCAUCGCUGCUGUGGUCCUGUGCAUCACCAGAAAAUGUCCGAAGAACCAGCGCGGACGUCGACACAAGCAGAACCUGGGACACUUCCCCUCAGAAUCCAACUCGCGCAUGGUAUAG
Messenger RNA from Boleophthalmus pectinirostris (great blue-spotted mudskipper), 1086 nucleotides. RefSeq names its product transmembrane protein with EGF-like and two follistatin-like domains 1a (gene tmeff1a). Bases 1 to 1086 code for a protein of 361 amino acids. The transcript is spliced from 10 exons. The record is from RefSeq and is a predicted model, not a curated record. Gene Ontology annotation, molecular function: protein binding. Lineage: Eukaryota; Metazoa; Chordata; Actinopteri; Gobiiformes; Gobiidae.